CACGCAUGUGGUUGCUUUGAGGCUGACCCAGCGCGCUGGUAGCAGAUCUUCAGUUGAGUGUAGGAACGACAAACAGCGGGGAGAGCUCGGUGCCUUGCUUCUGCUGAGAGCCUUCUUCGUGGGGUUGAAAACUUGUGAGCAGCAUGUUUUACCCUCUGAAGCUCAUCCUGCUGCCAGUGUUCCUGGAUUACUCCUUGGGCCUUCAGACUCUCUCCCCUUUGCUCACAGUCCAUGUGGGCGACUCAGCUCUGAUAGGAUGUGUUAUCCAGAACACUGGAGGAAGAAGUGUGACCAAGGUGGACUGGAUGCACUCUCCAGGACAGCACGGCAAGGAUGAAUACGUGCUGUUCUAUUACUCCAACUUGACAGUGCCUACCGGGCGCUUUCAGAACCGUUCGCGUCUGGUCGGCGAUGUCUCCCAGAAUGACGGUUCUCUACUGCUCCAAGAUGUGCAAGAGGCUGACGAGGGGACCUACACCUGUGAAAUCCACCUCGAAAACGAGAGCAGGGUGUUUAAAAAAGCGAUGGGGCUGCGGGUGCUGCCAGAAGACCCUAAAGAGCUCACGGUCCGUGCGGGUGACUCAGUACUGCUUGAGUGUCACUUCCAGAGCACAGAAGAGCAACGUGUGACCAAGGUGGACUGGGUGUUCUCUUCGGGACAGCAAGCCAAGGAGGAGACUGUCUUACACUACUCCCUGAACAAGCCUGUGGGCUACCCCCAGUACCAGGGCCGCUUCCAGCACCGCGUGAAGCUAGUGGGGAAGGUUGUUCACAAUGACGGUGCCAUCAUGCUCCAGAAAGUGGAGGAGUCCGACGAAGGACUCUACACCUGCAGUAUCUACCUGGGGAGCCUCAUGUUCAGGAAAACCCUCGUGCUCCACGUGGAAGAGCCUCAAACCACCCCUGGACCCGAGAUCUUGGGAGGAACCCACUUGGUGAUCAUCGUGGGCAUUGUCUGCGCCACUCUCCUGCUGCUCACUGGUUUGAUACUGGUUUUGAAGAAGACAUCCAGAAACAGGAGCUCUGCAGAUUCUUCAGCCUUUGUGAAAAGUCUGGAGGACACACGGAAGGCUAGUCUGGAGACACAUGUUUACUCCCCAGUAGCUACAUGGACGAUGACAGGAGAUGAAGAAACAAGUGGAAAAGCAGAAGCCACCUACAUGAUCAUGCAUCCAGCUCAACCCUCUCCGGGGUCAGAUCCAAAUAACCUACUUGGAAAAAAGACAGUUUUGGGGAUUCCCAGAUCAGAGCAAGCUUUUUGAGAAGAAAGAAGAGAUCUCUUCAUCUUAUGGUGGCGGGGACUCUGUCCUGUGUGUCCUGAGCCACUGUACCAGUUACUUCCGAUGCCUACCUCGCAGCUGUCCUCAGCUUCCGCUAAGGGGCUGAAGGGGGAGGGUUGGAGCCUGGCUGUGGAGGACCAGGCCAAAUAAAAAAGGAAGCCCGUGGACUUGGCCCCUUGGAGUGUGGCCACGGCCCCAGGCAAGCUGGCUGAGCCACCGCAGUGGCCUCAAACACUCCUUAGCCCAGACCCUCAUGUGGACACUUGUUUGUGGAUGAGUUCCUGAAAAGAACCACAGAAAUUUAAACCAAGCCAAAUGAUCCUUCUGGUUUUUUUUUCCAUUUCAUUUCAAGAAGAAAAAGAAGCAAAAAAAAAGGAAAUAAACAAAAAAACCCCAAAUGAUUCUUCUGAUAAGUUAUCCCUAAGUAAAUAUGAUUUUUGGAAA
Cavia porcellus (domestic guinea pig) is the source of this 1724-nucleotide messenger RNA. RefSeq names its product junction adhesion molecule like (gene Jaml). Gene Ontology annotation, cellular component: plasma membrane. Gene Ontology annotation, biological process: monocyte extravasation; heterophilic cell-cell adhesion; neutrophil chemotaxis. Lineage: Eukaryota; Metazoa; Chordata; Mammalia; Rodentia; Caviidae. Gene Ontology annotation, molecular function: cell adhesion molecule binding. The coding region runs from base 144 to 1262 and encodes 372 amino acids. The transcript has 10 exons. The record is from RefSeq and is a predicted model, not a curated record.